UGUCAAUUUACGGCGAAACCACAGGGAAGGGUUUUUGAAUUUUUGAAUGAAAAUUAAGUUGAGUUUGUAGCAUACGUCCUGUAACGUUAUACGAGUAACUGGAGCGUGAAGGAACCUGUGCUACUACUGACAUGGAAUAUGAGACUUAGUUCAUUACUAGCUAAUGAUCAGUAAACAGGUUUUACAAAUAAAUGAUGACUGACUGCAUUUGGAGCGAAGUUUUUGAUAAUAAUUCAAGAAGAAUUCUAGAAAAUGGCAAUGCUAUUAUUGCCACCAUUUCAGCACUUCUAAGUGCUUGGUUUACGGUGACUAUUUUUUUCAGUAAUUUAAAAUCGGAUUUGAGCUAUCGUAACCUCGGAUUUUUUGCAUCGGCGUCAUUUCUGAGGUCUACCGUUCACGUCUUAACAUAUUUGCUGCUGCCUCAAUACAAGGAAAGAUACACCCAUGAAAAUCCAUGUAAUUUUCUUGGAUUUUGGGAGUCGUUCUUGUCGGUUUACGAGGUGGAGUGUCUCACUCAUGUAUGUAUAGAGCGCUAUGUCGUAGCCAAGUAUAUUGUUAAUGGAUGGGAUAUACAAAGGAACCACUACGGCCUGUAUCAAUUUCUGUGCGUGAUGUUUGCUGCGGCAUACUCAACACCUCCCCUACUGGGAAUAGGCAAAUUCGCUUCGGACUUUUCCUGUAACAACUGCAUUUUGGAUAUGGUCCUCUCGGAUACAUGGGAUAGUUACGUAGUGGUUAUUAUUUAUUUGCUCCGGAGUAUAAAAUCUACGGGAUUUAUGAUCAUGAUGUUGAUUUGGGCUCAUCAACGAGAGGCGAGGUUUAAUAGUACCAAAAAUUAUGCAAGCGUCUCUAAGUUUACUAAGAAUGUCACCAAAAUUAUCAUAUUAAACCUCUCUCUGUGGCUGCCUAUAACAGUAAUAAGAGGAUGGGUGAUAUUUUCUUCUUUGACUUACAACCAGCUACUACAGUUGGUGCCGACUUCGUUUUGGAUACAGUGGGCCAUGUGGACACAGUCGGUCUCGCCUGCAUUGACGGCUCUCAUAAUGUUUUAUUUGGACGACACACUGCGGUACAAAAUGAAAACCAUAUUUUUCUCUAGCGGCAGUCAAACAGAAAGAAAAAAAGAUAAAUAGUGUCUAUUUAAAAAAAAGUGAAAUAUUUUUGUAACUUUUUUAUUAAUUUAUAGAUGAUUGUUUAUACCUGCGCUAUUUUGAGCUACAAUGUAGGAUUAAAUCGUUGGAUAAUUUGAUCUGAUUGGAAAUAUGGGCUUCAGCUUUAUGUUUUUU
Messenger RNA from Aricia agestis (brown argus), 1286 nucleotides. RefSeq lists its product as uncharacterized. NCBI's taxonomy places the organism in Eukaryota, Metazoa, Arthropoda, Insecta, Lepidoptera, Lycaenidae. The coding region runs from base 192 to 1133 and encodes 313 amino acids. The transcript has 8 exons. The record is from RefSeq and is a predicted model, not a curated record.